CACACUUCAUAAGGGAGUGUGUGAGUGAUUAAGAUAAGACCUCUAAAGAUCAAGACACAAUAUAGAUAACAUUAAAAGAGUUUAGGUUCAUCUCUGGAGCUUUUUGGAUAUACUUUAAAACCAGAAAUAAGACGACAACCACAUCAAUUGUCUCACCUGCACUAAGUAAUCACUUGGCUGCACACCAACUUCCUUCAGGGUAAAGAAGCUCAAACACCUUACAGAAGAAUUUAGAGGCAGGUACAGAGAGCUGGUGAAAAGGAUGUCUUUAUGUGGCAGUUUUCUGUCUGACGAGCAGUUCCAGUGCUCCAUCUGCCUCGAUGUGUUCACCAACCCUUCAACCACACCGUGCGGCCACAGCUUCUGCAUGGCCUGCAUCAGCAGAUACUGGGACGGAUCCAAGGUGUGUCAGUGUCCUCUGUGUAAGAAAACCUUCCAGAAGAAGCCGGACCUCCACAUCAACAGGACGCUGCGAGAGAUCACCGAGCAGUUUAGAUCCAUGAGGGGAGCUGGAGUCGGAGGGGGAGGAGGAGAUGGAGCGUUACCAGAUGAUGUAUUUGAUGAGCUGAGGAGGAAGCUGCCUCAAACUCUACCAAAGCCGCCAGUGACGCUGACCUAUGAGGCUCAGUCCCAAGGUAACUCCAUCCCAAUGUCGUUAUCACCCACCACGACCUCACUGGCUUCUUCGGUACCGAACAACAGUCCGAUCGCUGCCCUGAACCACUCCUCCGGACCUCCGCCGCCUCCUCCCUCAUUCUCCCACUCCAGCGGCCGGAGAAGGUUCACCGUGAGCGGGGCUGCAAGCAGCCAGAGCCUCCCUCUCUGUGAGAUCCACCACAGAGGAAUACUGAUUUACUGCAGGACUGACCGAGUGUGUAUCUGUCCUGAGUGUGAGACCGAGGACCAUCAGGAUCACGACACGGUGACUGUCGAAGAUGAGUGGACGGAAACCAAGUCACAGCUAAGUGUGUUGGAGCAGGAGAUCAAGGAGAUGAUCAGACAGAGAAUCAGGAAGAUUGAAGAGCUCCGAAUGUCAGUGGCCGAUCUGGAGUUGGCGGUGGAGCGAGAGACAGCAGGAAGUGUCGGAAUGUUUUUCGCACUGGUGUCUGCCAUUGAGCGCUCCCAGGCAGAGCUGAUGGAGGUGAUGGAGAUGAGUCGGAGGGCGGCCGAGCACCAGGCCGACGCCAUGAUACGUCAACUGGAGCUGGAGGUCGAAGAACUGCGGAGGAGAGGCAGCGCCCUCGCCGAGCUCGCCCAGUCUGAUGACCACAAUCACUGUGUCAAGACGUUCCCCGUCCUCUCCAGCCCUCCACCUGCCAGAGACUGGUCCGGAGUGGCGGUGAACUCUGACCUGGGAACAGGGACCAUCUACAGGUCUCUGGCAGCGCUGGUGGAGAGGUUCCAGGAGCAGCUGAAGAAUAUCGCAGAAACAGGUUUUCCUCCCGCUGUGGUGGAGCCCAGUCCGGUCCGAACACAGCCCAGGAUGAGGAGGGUACAGGAGUACGCAGUGGAUGUAACGCUGGACUGCAACACUGCCCAUCCCAGACUGAUUCUGUCAGAGGACAUGAAGAGUGUGAGGUGUGGAGACAGACACCAGCUGCUUCCAGACAAUCUGGAGAGGUUCGACAGAGUCGUCUGUGUCCUGGGGAGGGAGGCCAUCUCCUCCGGGAGACACUAUUGGGAGGUGGAGGUGGGUGGGAAGACGGACUGGGAUCUGGGGGUGGCCAGGCAAUCAAUCAACAGGAAGGGGAAGAUUGACGUUACCCCAGUCAAUGGAUACUGGUUCCUCAGCCUAAGAAACAAGAACAAGUACGCCUUUCGCACCGAACCCUCCACAGACGUCCAUCUGAGCCUCCAACCACAUAAGAUUGGGGUAUUUGUGGACUUUGAGAAAGGACAGGUGUCGUUCUACAACGUUGAUGCUAAAAUCCACAUCUACACUUUCAAUGACACUUUCACUGAAUGCAUCUUGCCGUUCUUCAGCCCUUGUACUAAUAAAUCCGGAAAGAACGACGGGCCGCUGAUUAUCACACCGGUAAAUACGAUAGAGUGACGGAAAACACCUGAAAGUUACUUGUUGUUUCUUCUUCUUCUUCUUCUUUUACAUACUCAUGCACUGAGUGUUCCUGUAAAAAGAAAAAUAAUCCUUUUGGCAGAUGUUGGUCUCUGACUGUGAAUAGUUUAUAUAGGUGGAACAUUUUGAUGUAUCUUAAAUGAUUCACUGAUCAUUUAAUAAAACAAUCACAUUUUGCGACAAUCUGCAUGUCUGAAUUUGAGCAUUAUUUCUGUUGUCAUUACUUCAGGAUUGAAUUUAGAGGAACAGUUUGACUUUCAUUCUCUUGCUGAUAGUUUGAUGAGAAGAUUGAUACCUUACUUGCAUAUAUGUACAUAAAAAAUGAAGCUGUAGCCUUAGGCCUGUUAGCCUAGCUUAGCAUAAAAAUUGGGAGCAGAAGGAAAAACAGCUGGCUCUGUCCCCCUAUCUCUACCCUAAGAUAAGCAAACUGGCUGCUGACACAAGAGUGGUAUUGAUCUU
Messenger RNA from Seriola dumerili (greater amberjack), 2533 nucleotides. RefSeq names its product E3 ubiquitin-protein ligase TRIM39-like. NCBI's taxonomy places the organism in Eukaryota, Metazoa, Chordata, Actinopteri, Carangiformes, Carangidae. The transcript has 17 exons. Gene Ontology annotation, molecular function: zinc ion binding; protein binding. The coding region runs from base 263 to 2053 and encodes 596 amino acids. The record is from RefSeq and is a predicted model, not a curated record.